CGCGGCCGCAGCCCCGGAGCCGGACCCGCCGGGACCGGAGCGGCGGAACCGCCGGGACCGGCCCGGGCCAGGGGGAUGCGGCACCACGGGGCCGGGUGAGGCUGUCGCGGGCAUGGCGGGCGCCUCGGUGAAGGUGGCGGUCCGAGUGCGGCCCUUCAGCGCCAGGGAGAGCAGCCGCCAGGCCAAGUGCGUCAUCCAGAUGCGGGGGAACACCACCUGCAUCACCAACCCCAAGCUCCCCAAAGAAGCCACCAAACACUUCACCUUCGACUACUCCUACUGGUCCCACACCUCGGAGGAGGACCCCAACUUCGCCUCGCAGCGCCGCGUGUACCAGGACAUCGGGGAGGAGAUGCUGGCGCACGCCUUCGAGGGCUACAACGUCUGCAUCCUCGCCUACGGCCAGACGGGCGCCGGCAAGUCCUACACCAUGAUGGGGCGGCAGGAGCCGGGGCAGCGCGGGAUUAUCCCGCAGCUCUGCGAGGACCUGUUCGCCCGCGUCGCUCGGGAGGGGUCGCCUGAGCUUUCAUUUUCUGUGGAGGUGAGCUACCUGGAGAUCUACUGCGAGCGGGUGCGGGACCUGCUGAACCCCAAGAGCCGUGGGGGGCUGCGGGUGCGGGAGCACCCCCUGCUCGGGCCCUACGUGCAGGACCUGUCGCGCUUGGCCGUCGCCUCCUUCGCCGACAUCGCCGACCUCAUGGACAGCGGCAACAAGGCCAGGACGGUGGCGGCCACCAACAUGAACGAGACGAGCAGCCGCUCGCACGCCGUGUUCACCAUCGUCUUCAGCCAGCGCCGCCAGGACCCGCUCAGCGACCUCACCACGGAGAAGGUGAGCCGCAUCAGCCUGGUGGACUUGGCGGGCAGCGAGCGCGCCGACGCCUCGGGGGCCAAGGGCAUCCGCCUCAAGGAAGGCGCCAACAUCAACAAGUCCCUGACCACUCUGGGCAAGGUCAUCUCCGCCCUGGCCGAGGCGCAGAGCAGCAAGAAGAAGAAGGCGGAUUUCAUCCCGUACCGGGACUCGGUGCUGACGUGGCUGCUGAAGGAGAACCUGGGCGGGAACUCGCGCACGGCCAUGAUCGCCGCGCUCAGCCCCGCCGACAGCAGCUACGAGGAGACGCUGAGCACGCUGCGCUACGCCGACCGCACGAAGCAGAUCCGGUGCCACGCGGUGAUCAACGAGGACCCGAACGCGCGGCUGAUCCGAGAGCUGCGGGCGGAGGUGACGCGGCUGCGGGAGCUGCUCAGCGCCCAGGGUCUCUCCGACACCCCCGUGUCCGGUCCCGCUGCCACGACGUCCCCCACCCUCAAUGGGGACCCGGGGCUGGAGCCCCCCCUGGGCCCUACGGAGGCCAUGGAGCGCCUGCAGGAGACGGAGAAAAUCAUCGCGGAGCUGAACGAGACGUGGGAGGAGAAGCUGCGGCGGACGGAAGCCCUGAGGCUGGAGCGGGAAGCGCUGCUGGCUGAGAUGGGGGUGGCUCUGCGGGAGGACGGCGGCACCGUCGGGGUAUUCUCCCCCAAAAAGACCCCGCACUUGGUGAACCUCAACGAGGACCCGCUGAUGUCCGAGUGCCUCCUGUACCACAUCAAGGACGGCGUGACCAGGGUGGGCCAGGUGGACGUGGACAUCAAACUGUCGGGGCCGUUCAUCCGGGAGCAGCACUGCCUCUUCCGCAGCCGCGCCGACCCCUCGGGGGAAGUUGUGGUGACGCUGGAGCCGUGUGAGGGGGCCGAGACCUACGUCAACGGGAAGCAGGUGACGGAGCCGGUGGUGCUCAAGUCGGGCCACCGCCUCAUUUUGGGGAAGAACCACGUGUUCCGCUUCACGCACCCGGAGCAGGCGCGGCGGGAGCGGGAACGGGGCGCGUCCCCGGGGCCGCCCCCGGACUGGAACCUGGCGCAGCGGGAGCUGCUGGAGCAGCAGGGCAUCGACAUGCGCCUGCAGAGGCUCCAGGAGCUGGAGAACCAACCCCAUCCGGAGAAGGAAGUGUCGGAGCGGCCGCAGCCCGAGGACCCUCCGUGCUACGAGGCCGGCUGGCGCCUGAUCUCCUCGCUGCGCCAGGCGCUGCCGGCGCCCGCCGUGCGCUCGGUGCUGCGCCGGGCCGGGCUCCCGUUACCGGCACCGGGCAAGCGCCGGGAGCCGCUGCGCGUCUACCAGAUCCCGCAGCGCCGCCGCGGCUCCCCGACACCGUCACCAUCACCGUCACCGACGUCGUGGGUGAGCAUGGCCGACCUGAAGGCGCAGGCGGUGCGGGAGCUGUGCCGCCGCCACGGCAAGCACGAUCCCGCCGAUCCCGACAGCGGCCGGGACGUGCGGGACGUGCGGGACGCCGGCGAGGACGAGGAGGGCGGCGGGCAGGUGAGCGAGGUGGAGGGGCUGCGGCUGCACCUGGACAGGCUGGCGGGGAUCCUGCGCGAGGUGAAGCGGCAGAACAGCGCCAAGGACGAGCAGAUCCGCGCCCUGCGCGACCGCGUGGGGCAGAUGGAGCGCGUCAUCCCGCUGCCGCCGGACGAUGGAGACGAGGCCGAGCCGCCCCACCAGGACCCCCCCCCGGCCCGCACGGAUGGGGGGUCGGGCUCGGCGCCCCCCUCGCCCCCGUCGGCGGCGGCGGCGCGGCUGUGCCGGCUCAUGGAGCAGGACCCGGCGUUCCGGCGGGGGCGGCUGCGCUGGCUGCGCCAGGAGCAGGCCCGGCUGAUGGGGGGGGGCCCGCAGGCCCUGCAGCCCCCCCGACGACCCCCACGCUUCCACCCGGCCCCCCAGGACUCCAAGCUGCGUUUCCCCUUCAAGAGCAACCCCCAGCACCGCCUGGCCUGGGGGAGCGGCGGGGACCCCCCCCACGCCGACAACAGCCCCCCAACGCCCGCCCAUCCCUCGGGGCGUCCCCGCCGGGGGUCCCUGGAUGGGGGGUCCCCACCCCCGGCCGUGGGCGCAUCCCCACCCCGCGUCCGGCGCCAGCGCUCGGCUCCCGACCUGAAGGCGCAGGGCCCCAUCCCGUAGGGGGUGUGGGGUUUUGGGGACACCCCCUCCCCCAAAUGGACAAUCGCGGCCUCCCCCCACCCCACAAUCGGGGGUCUCCCUGCCGGGGGGGCCCCCAGCUGCUGUCACACUGCCCCCCACCCUUCACCCUGCGUGUGUGUGUCUGUGGGAGGGGCGCUCGGUCAGGAGGGCCGCCCUUCUUACAGGGGAGUCCCUAAUUAAUGGCGAUCCCGCUAAUUAAAGAGAAGCGUCUCAUUUUUGGGGCGUCCCGCA
Messenger RNA from Taeniopygia guttata (zebra finch), 3250 nucleotides. It is a transcript of the gene KIF1C, whose product is annotated as kinesin family member 1C. The record is from RefSeq and is a predicted model, not a curated record. Lineage: Eukaryota; Metazoa; Chordata; Aves; Passeriformes; Estrildidae. Gene Ontology annotation, biological process: microtubule-based movement. Gene Ontology annotation, molecular function: microtubule binding; microtubule motor activity; ATP binding.